This is a messenger RNA of Dothidotthia symphoricarpi CBS 119687, 570 nucleotides long. RefSeq lists its product as uncharacterized. The transcript has a single exon. Bases 1 to 570 code for a protein of 189 amino acids. NCBI's taxonomy places the organism in Eukaryota, Fungi, Ascomycota, Dothideomycetes, Pleosporales, Dothidotthiaceae. The record is from RefSeq and is a predicted model, not a curated record.
AUGGCAAAAAUUGCAUUAAGCUUAGGACUUGUGUUAAGCUUGGUAGGACAACUGAGCGAAGCGAGGUGGUCCGUGGGGCGCGUAACCCUAGAUGCCCAGCAUACUGGCCUGCAAUCACGUUACGCAACACUUCAGCAGGAGCACGAGAACUUCUCGAUUCAGCACGAGAUACUUGUGAGAAAAUCUGAUACGCAACAAGAAAAAAUUGAUUAUCUAGAGAGUGAGAAUGCGGAAAUGAAGAGCCUUUUGGAAAAGUACAUAGCGGAACAACAACAACUAAACGACGCAUACCACCGUGUCAAACAAGAACACGAGGCCUGCCAGAAAGUCAAAGAACAGCUUGAAGAUUUGGCCCAUCAAUGGAAAGCACGGUUAAAAGAAAACAUGGAGCUUCACUCUACGAGUACCAAGCUCCGACGAGAGCUAAGAAAGGCUUUAGAGAUUCGAACGCUGGAAGAACCGCUUCCGAGAGCAGAAGAAGUACAAGCGCCUGUUAUAGUAGAGGCUACGGCUAUGUCGGACAUAGAAUACAGCGACGACGAGCCAAUUUCAGAUGAUCUGACACCAUAA